AAUAAACUGUCCGAUACUUAACCAUUGAAACAUCAACUCCAUCAUCUCUCUCAAACUCCAAAUCCAGGAUGAGAUUUUAAACACACAAAUUUGGUGAUUAUGAUUGCUCUCCAUCUUCAACCACUUUCACCACCAAACUCAAUCACUCUUCUUCUUCAUUGCCCUUCUAUCUCCACUCUACUCCUCGUCUCUGCUUCGAUCUUGGCCAUGAGAACCCUCUUCAGAUUUUACAUCCUCUGUCUUUUACUCGGACAAGAUCUACCUUUUUUACUUGCAGAUGACGUCACCCAAAACCUCUGUUUCACAAACCGAUUAUCCGACUUCCUCCCUCCACCGUACAGCAACAUCUCCGACUCCAUGACAUGUACACCUCUCUGGAACACAUUCGUCUUAAGGUACUCAGAAAACAGAGAAAAUGUAAUGACGAUCAUAGUCUCGGCAUUAUACACAACCGGGUGGGUUGGGAUCGGAUUCUCCAGAGACGGUAAAAUGGUGGGGUCAAGCGCGAUGGUGGGGUGGAUCACGAAGAAGGGUCAUGCUAAAAUCAAGCAGUACUAUCUCCAAGGAACAGAGAGAGACCGAGUUGUACCUGAUCAAGGAGAGUUGCAGUUGGAGAAAGUUCCUCCGGUGGCGGCUCUUCACGGAGCGAUGAUUUACUUAGCUCUAGCGUUUAGCUCAGCUUAUCCUUCCAAGCUUGGCCGUUUGAGUAAGCAUGAUGAUAAAACUACUGCCAUCGUCGACUUCUCCAAAGCAAAUGGAGUAACAUCUGUGGAAACGACAACUUCUACGGAGAAGACAAAACAUGGAGUAAUGGCGAUAAUCGGAUGGGGCUUCUUACUUCCUCUAGGGGCAAUCCUCGCUAGAUAUCUCAGACAUAGAGACCCUCUUUGGUAUUACCUUCACAUUUGUAUUCAGUUGACUGGAUUUAUCUUCGGUUUAGCCGCUGUUAUCCUCGGGGUUCGGCUCUACAGUAGGAUACAACCAGAUAUACCUGCACAUCGAGGCAUUGGGAUCUUUCUUCUAAGCCUCAGCAUUCUUCAGGUUUUAGCUUUUUUUGCGCGUCCGCACAAGGAGACAAAGAUGAGGCGGUAUUGGAAUUGGUAUCAUCAUUGGAUUGGGAGAAUCUCUUUGUUCUUUGGAGCAGUGAACAUUGUUCUUGGGAUUCGAAUGGCUAAUAAUGGAGAAUAUGGAUGGAAAAUAGGAUAUGGGUUUGUUCUGGCUGUGACAUUACUUGCUUUUCUUGUUCUUGAAAUAUUCAGGAUUCGUGGCUAUAUUGGUACGCCUUCUUUUGUGACACAUCCAAGUUCUACUAGUGUUUGAUUCUAGAUCCUCUGUUUCUGUACACACACAUCUCUCUUGGAUUUUGUUGGCUAAAGUCAUAAUGGUCCUUUAAUUUAUAGUCAUUGAUUGAGUUUUGUUUAAAUUAGCACGGUGGAAUUUAUUCUUUUCUUUUCUGAAGGUUUGUCUUUUUUUCUUCUUGACCUCUUUUUGUUGUCAAUUUGAAUUGUAAAGUGAAGUUUUCAAGGUUGCUUUUCACACA
Molecule: messenger RNA, 1540 nt
Organism: Raphanus sativus (radish)
Lineage: Eukaryota; Viridiplantae; Streptophyta; Magnoliopsida; Brassicales; Brassicaceae
Product: cytochrome b561 and DOMON domain-containing protein At3g61750
Source: RefSeq, a predicted model, not a curated record